CCUGGCGCCGCGUUUUGUGGUUCGGGUCCGCGCGCUUCCUUGUUCUGCAGUUUCCGCGUCGUCGUUGUCGCCGCCUGCGCCUCCGCUCCGGUCUGUGGUGCAGCCGGGACCCAGAAUAAUGUCGCUGUCACGCUCGGAGGAGAUGCACCGGCUUACAGAAAAUGUCUACAAGACCAUCAUGGAGCAGUUUAACCCCAGCCUGCGCAACUUCAUCGCCAUGGGGAAGAACUACGAGAAAGCUCUGGCAGGUGUGACCUUCGCUGCCAAAGGCUAUUUCGAUGCCCUGGUGAAGAUGGGAGAGCUGGCCAGCGAGAGUCAGGGCUCCAAGGAACUUGGAGAUGUCCUCUUCCAGAUGGCUGAAGUCCACAGGCAGAUCCAGAACCAGCUGGAAGAGAUGCUGAAGUCUUUCCACAACGAGCUGCUCACGCAGCUGGAGCAGAAGGUGGAGCUGGACUCCAGGUACCUGAGCGCGGCGCUGAAGAAAUACCAGACGGAGCAGAGGGGCAAGGGAGACGCCCUGGACAAGUGUCAGGCUGAGUUGAAGAAGCUCCGCAAGAAGAGCCAGGGGAGCAAGAAUCCACAGAAAUACUCAGACAAGGAGCUGCAGUACAUCGACGCCAUCAGCAGCAAGCAGGGCGAGCUGGAGAACUACGUGUCUGAUGGCUACAAGACGGCGCUCACAGAGGAGCGGAGGAGGUUCUGUUUCCUGGUGGAGAAGCAGUGUGCCGUGGCCAAGAACUCUGCCGCCUACCACUCCAAGGGCAAGGACCUGUUGGCCCAGAAGCUGCCGCUGUGGCAGCAGGCCUGUGCUGACCCCAACAAGAUCCCAGACCGUGCCGUCCAGCUGAUGCAGCAGAUGGCUAGCAGCAAUGGCUCCAUCCUCCCCAGCGCCCUGUCAGCCUCCAAGUCUAAUCUGGUCAUCUCGGACCCCAUUCCUGGGGCCAAGCCCCUGCCGGUGCCCCCUGAACUGGCCCCAUUUGUGGGGCGGAUGUCUGCCCAGGAGAAUGCACCCAUCAUGAAUGGUGUCACAGGCCCAGACAGCGAGGACUACAGCCCCUGGGCUGACCGCAAGGCUGCUCAGGCCAAGCCCCUGUCUCCCCCACAGUCGCAGAGCAAGCUCAGCGACUCCUACUCCAAUACACUCCCCGUGCGCAAGAGCGUGGCCCCGAAGAACAGCUACGCCACCACUGAGAACAAGACUCUCCCACGCUCCAGCUCCAUGGCAGCCGGCCUGGAGCGCAAUGGCCGCAUGCGGGUUAAAGCCAUCUUCUCCCACGCGGCUGGGGACAACAGCACACUGCUGAGCUUCAAGGAGGGCGAUCUCAUCACCCUGCUGGUGCCUGAGGCCCGUGACGGCUGGCACUACGGCGAGAGUGAGAAGACCAAGAUGAGGGGCUGGUUUCCCUUUUCUUACACCCGGGUCCUGGACAGUGACGGCAGUGACAGGUUGCAUAUGAGCCUCCAGCAGGGCAAGAGCAGCAGCACUGGCAAUCUCCUGGACAAGGACGACCUGGCCCUCCCGCCCCCUGACUACGGCACGUCCUCCCGGGCCUUCCCCACCCAGACAGCUGGCACCUUCAAGCAGAGACCCUACAGCGUGGCUGUGCCUGCCUUCUCCCAGGGUCUGGAGGACUACGGGGCGCGGUCCAUGAGCAGGAAUCCCUUUGCCAAUGUCCACCUGAAGCCAACGGUGACCAAUGACAGGUCUGCUCCCCUCCUCAACUGACAGCCACGCCUGCAGUGCCACAUUCUGCCACCCAUACACCUGACUCUGUCACCACCUGCGAGUUCCUGUUGGGAAGACCAAGGCCCAAGCCCCCUUCAGCUCAGUUGGAUCUGAAUCUCGGCUGUUCCUGGGAUUGGUGACGGGCGGGACUGACCAGGGGGUGACCCUGAGAACUCUAGGCCUGCUGGUCCUGCCAUGGCCUUGGCACAGAGGCUGGUCCUCUUAGGGCAGGCAUCUCUGGUCCCAGGCCAAGAGCUCUAGUUGCCCCUGGUCACAGGAAGAAAUGGGUCACCUGUGGCUGGAAGGGCGCCUACUGCUGUUCUCACCCCCCAAGCCUGCUCAGUCCACGGGCUGUUCUCACCCCCUGGGCCUGCUCAGUCAACGGCUGCCCCCUGGGCCAGGUGUGAUCUGUGGGCCUGGUGGACCCUGUUCUCCAGUGUGAUUUAUCUUAGCACCAAGCUUCCCCCAGGCUCCGCCUGCUGUUCCUGGGGACUGAGUGGGCUCUGCCCAGCUUCCAUCCUGCCUCUCUCCAGGCCCAUCUCCUCCCUGCCUGAGCCCUACUUCCCAUCCAGAACUCUGCUGCUGGCAGUGUGCCCGGGGUCACCAGCUGUGUGCCUGCUGGCUGGUGGGGUCCUGACUCUGCCCAGGACUCCUGGGUGGGACGGGACUACCCCCCAGCUGCUUCCUGCAGGGGCUGAGCCUUUGCUGGAUACAAACUUCCAAGCUCCUGAGCAGAGCUCACUCCUCAGAGACCCUCCAAGGAGGGCUCUGAGCUCCUGGCUUGUCUACACGGGAGGCUGCACACGGGAGGCUGCGCCAUAGCUCAGGUGGCACAUGGAACCGCAGGAGCACAGAAAUCCUCGCUCCUCCAAAUCCUCUGCCUCUUCUACCCACUGCUGGGCAAGGGGCAGGCACAGCCCGUGGAAGGGUGGGGGGACUGCCCUAGGGAGGUCUGGGUCCACCCUCUUCACCCAGGAAGAGGGGCUUUUGGGGGUCUCCCGCCCUGACAGCGGUGCCAGGUCACCAGGGUGUGCCUCCUAUCCCCAGACAGCUGGUGGCUGGCAAGCCCCCCCCCCGCCCCAGGGCUUUGUCUACAGACACCAAAGAAGACACUGAGCACAAGAUUUUUUUCUUAGCGUGGUUUCUCUUAAAAAAACAAAAAAGAACAAGAAAAUCAUUGCACCAGCUUCUGAAGCCUCAAACUAAUUAAAAACAAAAAAACCACACACACACACAAACUAAAAAAUGUCCCUUCCCCACCCCCAAAGCAACAAUAAACUUUCUCUUUGGCAACAAUAA
Messenger RNA from Ictidomys tridecemlineatus (thirteen-lined ground squirrel), 3025 nucleotides. RefSeq names its product BAR/IMD domain containing adaptor protein 2 (gene Baiap2). Gene Ontology annotation, cellular component: nucleoplasm; cytosol. The record is from RefSeq and is a predicted model, not a curated record. Gene Ontology annotation, biological process: plasma membrane organization; actin filament bundle assembly; actin crosslink formation. Gene Ontology annotation, molecular function: protein binding; cytoskeletal adaptor activity. NCBI's taxonomy places the organism in Eukaryota, Metazoa, Chordata, Mammalia, Rodentia, Sciuridae.